Protobothrops mucrosquamatus (brown spotted pit viper) is the source of this 2684-nucleotide messenger RNA. It is a transcript of the gene TTC7A, whose product is annotated as tetratricopeptide repeat domain 7A. Gene Ontology annotation, cellular component: plasma membrane. NCBI's taxonomy places the organism in Eukaryota, Metazoa, Chordata, Lepidosauria, Squamata, Viperidae. The transcript has 20 exons. Bases 32 to 2605 code for a protein of 857 amino acids. The record is from RefSeq and is a predicted model, not a curated record. Gene Ontology annotation, biological process: protein localization to plasma membrane; phosphatidylinositol phosphate biosynthetic process. Gene Ontology annotation, molecular function: protein binding.
UGUUGUACACGAGACACCCACCCACGCAAAGAUGGCUGCGAAAGGCUCGCAUUUUCACCUGAAAAUGGAAGAGGCGAUCGAGAGGUGCAGGGCGGACUGCCAAUGGGAGAUGCAGCUCGCCGUGGUGGCCCAGAUGAGGGCGCGGGCACCCAGCCCUCGGCACAAGGGGGCGAAAGGAGCCGUUGCCGCGCCGCAGAAAUCUGAUGACUAUGAGAAUCUACUAGCUGCGGAGGCACUGUUGGAACUGUGCUUAAAAGAGAACCUUGCCAAAAUCAAAGAAACCAUACCAUUAAUGGAAAAAACCGAGCCCAAACUGAGUGACGCCAAAAAAUCUUUGACUGACAUUCUAAAUCGAGGAAAAUUACUGCCAAAAGAUAUGACAGAAGCAAUGUUGAUCCUUGCAAAGCUUCAUUAUAUUGAAGGCUGUUACCGGGAGACUUUAAGCAUGUAUGCAAGAGCUGGCCUUGAAGACAUUGUAGUAGAGAAGAAACCUUUAUACAAGCUGCGUCUGCUAACCGAAGCUUUUGUUAUUAAAGGCUUGGCACUGGAACGCUCGCCCAAUUCCACUGCUUCCCAAGUACGGCUGUCAGAAAAAGAAGAGGAAGUCAUGAUUUGCUUUGAAAGGGCAUGUGUAAUCGCUCAGAUUUUCCUGCAAGAACUGGAGAAGAGGUUUAAUAAUACACAUACAAGAAGCAUAAAAGCCAGUCAGAUGUCUUCCUUGGAUUUUGAACUUCCUUACUUUCUGGAAGCAGCUCUACAGAGUGCAUAUGUGGCUCAUUUAAAGAGAGGCAACAUUAUUCAAGGAAUAAGAAAUCUAAGAGAAUUGUUAAGGACCAUGGAAACAAAAUCUACUCAGAGCUUCAGAAUGACAGCCACCAAACAACUGGCAGAGCUUCUCCUCCACUCCCUAAGUGAAGAUUGUUACUGGAGUCCUUUAUCUGACCCACUUCCUGAGUUCAUGAAGAAAGAGGACAGCGCUUAUAUUUGUACUACCUUGCAUCGAAAACUACAGCAACACGCUGGUGAUAACAUCUAUAGCCCCCAUGACAACGUUGAAGAAGCUCUCCUCCUCCUGCUGAUCAGCGAAUCCAUGGCAAACCAGGAUGCAGUAAUCAGCCGAGCUCCUGAUCAGAAAGAUGAUCGAGCCAUCAGUCUCCAGAGUACAUCAGCAGUUUAUGAUCUUCUGAGUAUCACUCUGGGCAGAAGAGGACAGUAUGUCAUGCUUUCUGAGUGUUUAGAAAGAGCAAUGAAGCUUGCAUUUGGUGAAUUUCAUCUCUGGUACCAGUUGGCUCUGGCCAUGACAGCUUGUGGCAAGUCUGCUCAUGCGGUCUCAGUGCUCAGAGAAUGUGCGAAGCUACGUCCUGCAGAUCCCACUGUCCCUCUCCUGGCCGCUAAGGUCUGCAUUGGACCUCUACACUGGCUGGAGGAAGGAGAACGUUUCGCCAAGAUGGUUGUUCGCAUGGGAGAAGAUGCUGGAGAAUUCCUAGCAAAGGGUUUUUUAGCAUUAGGCCUGACAUACAGCCUUCAAGCAACUGAUGCUACCCUGAAAAGCACACAAGAUGACUUGCAUCAGAGAGCACUUCAGAAUUUAGAAAGAGCUCAUCACUUAGCACCUGAAGACCACCAAAUUAUCCUCUACAUCUCAUUGCAGCUGGCUCUUAUUAGGCAGAUUUGUGAUGCAAUAGAACAUCUCCAAGAAGCACUGAAACUGUGUAAGGAUGAUAUGAAUUCUCUUCAUUUGUUGGCCCUCCUUUUUUCAUCACAAAAACAAUACCAACAUGCUUUGGAUGUAAUUGAUGUGGCCCUUGCAGAAUAUCCUGACUGCUUCCAUUUACUCUUCACAAAAAUAAAACUGGAAUUAAUACAUAAAGGACCGGAAGAGGCUUUAGUGACCUGUAGACAUAUGUUGCAUCAGUGGCAGAUGUUGUAUAAUGUUUCGCAACAAAGUGAUUCAGAAAAGGCAAACAGUUUGAUUGAGAUAGUACCAGCCAAGAAGAAUAAUAACGUGUAUCUUACUCUACCUGAUGCCCAUGAUAACGAUUCCGGUUCCCAGCGAGCAUCUUCCAUUGCAGCAUCACGACUGGAACAGGCCAUGUCAGAGAUAACUAUGCAGAGUUCUGCCUCAAAGCAAGGGCCUAUUCAGCUGUGGACAACUCUUGAACAGAUCUGGUUGCAGGCUGCUGAAGUCUUCAUGGAGCAACAGCAUCUCAAAGAAGCAAGCUUUUGUAUCCAGGAGGCAGCCAGUCUCUUUCCCACAUCUCAUGCUGUGCUGUACAUGCGGGGGAGGCUUGCAGAGAUGAACGGCAGCUUGGAAGAGGCUAAGCAGUUGUAUGAUGAAGCAUUAACUGUGAAUCCAAAUGGAGUGGAAAUCAUGAACUGUUUGGGACUGGUACUCAACAAGCUUGGGCGACGAAAUUUGGCUCAGAAGGUUCUGCAGGAUGCAGUCCAGAUACAGAGUACCAGCCACAAAGCCUGGAACAGCCUUGGAGAAGUCCUUCAUGCUCAGGGCAAAAAUGAAGCUGCUGUUGAGUGCUUUCUGACUGCUUUGGACCUUGAAUCCAGCAGCCCUGUCAUUCCGUUUACAGUUAUUCCAAGGGAAUUGUGAAUGUUUAGUAUUAACUCAUCAAAUGUGUUCUGUGGAGAAAGUUUAGGUGAUAAGCAGUCAGUUUACAGAUGUGUGUGUG